This is a messenger RNA of Pistacia vera, 636 nucleotides long. RefSeq names its product non-functional pseudokinase ZED1-like. The transcript has a single exon. Gene Ontology annotation, cellular component: plasma membrane. Lineage: Eukaryota; Viridiplantae; Streptophyta; Magnoliopsida; Sapindales; Anacardiaceae. The record is from RefSeq and is a predicted model, not a curated record. Bases 1 to 636 code for a protein of 211 amino acids. Gene Ontology annotation, molecular function: protein serine/threonine kinase activity; ATP binding. Gene Ontology annotation, biological process: cell surface receptor signaling pathway; protein phosphorylation.
AUGAUUACUUGUUUGAGGAAAAGAAAGAACUUGCAAAACACAGAUGAAUCAAUAUUCUUGAUGAAGAAUGGCCAAAUUUUACUAGAAAAAUCGAUUACCUCUUGUAAUGGUAAAUGUAAUCUUAUUCGCGGUUUCACUACUGACGAGCUCAAGAAUGCAACAGACAACUAUGCCCUGCAGAAAGUUAUAAGAGAUGGAUAUGUUUAUAAACUGUAUGAAGGUGUUCUGCAGGACCGCACAGUUUCUAUUAUGAAGUUCAAUGACGUUCUGGAUGAUUGUGAAGAUUGUUUCAAUAACAUUGUAUUUUCAUCGCGGAUAAGUAUCUGCAAAAAUGUUUUGAAGUUGACUGGAUGCUAUUUAGAUACUCGAAUUCCCAUUCUGGUUUUUGAACUUGUGCAGUUUGGCACUAUUGCUAAUCAUAUUUACCAUCAUUCCCAUUUUGAGGCUUUAGAAUUGUCACAAAGGCUCAAAAUUGCAAUGGGGAUAGCUAAUGCAGUUGCAUAUCUCUAUUUUGGAUUCCCCAAGCCUGUUGUGUUUCUAAAUAUCAAACCAUCAAGAAUCUUUCUCAAUGAAAAUUAUGUUGCCAAACUAUUUGAUUUUUCACUUUCUGUGACUAUUCCAGAAGGUGAAAUGUAA